AUGGAUCCCACCGCGUUGGUGAUCCCAAGCAAUGCAAGCUCCCAUAUCACACCAAUCGAAGACGAUAUGGCCGCUAUAGAUCGUCUGUCCCAUAUGGGUCACUCGACUGUAGUGUCAUGUCAAGAGAACAACAGCCCGCCCAGUGUUGCGAACGAUAUCGACUUCGAAACCGACGAUCAAGAUAGCCCAGUCGCAUUGCAAAAUGGUAUCGGUCACUUGACGGAGCCUGGACCAAAUUCGCGGCCCGCCUCAGAAUACGAUUCAAGUAAUUCGAUCCCGGAUGGCCCGAUACCCAUUGACGAGGAUGGCGAUUCUCACAUGGAGGAUGUUUCCGAUGCGGUAGACGGUGUAUCCGCCUCCUCACGCACAUCAGACAACGCAUCAAGCAGAGGCAUAAAGCGCAAGUCGCCUGUUGAUGAUAGUGAUUUCAUUCGCAAUAACCCAAGCUUAUAUGGAUUACGCCGAAGCGGCCGCACUCGUACUGUCCGCAAGACUACUCUGACGGAUGCGGACUCCGAUUCCGAUGCCGUUGUAAGACCCGUCAAACGAAGGCGUCGCCAGUCUCUCCAGUCAUCGAAGCAACCUUCAGUGUCACUCUCCCAUGAUUCAGAUGCCGACUCUAGCGACGCUUACAAUGAAACACAUAGGCGUCGACAUAACAAUCGUCGUCGGUUGCUCCAGCCGAAACCUGAUCUAACACCUACACAUGGCGAAAUUCGAUUCUCUACCCGUCGUUCGAAUAAAGUGUUGAACUAUAAUGAGGAUGAUGACGAUGAAUUGUUUGGGGAAGAUUCGGAGAACGCGACUCCCCUUGAAUGGACAAACGUUAUCGACAACAACUGCCCUGCCAUCGACGUUGUGUUGAACCAUCGACUUAUAGAAGGCAGUGACUUUACAAAAGUCGAUAUUGGACGCUCAGAUUUUGAGUUUUGCAUAAAAUGGCAAGGAAAAUCACAUUAUCAUGCAACUUGGGAAACUGAUGACUCGCUCACUGGAUGUCGAAGUCUACGCCGUUUAGAUAACUAUGUACGAAAGAUUCUCAUGCAAGAGCUAUAUUUCCUCAAGGACCCAGAUUUGAUACCCGAGGAAAAAGAAAAGUGGAACCUAGACCGUGAGCGUGACGUUGAGGCUAUCGAGGAUUUUAAACAAGUUGAGCGUAUUAUUGGAUCUCGUGAGAUCGAUGGCCAAACGGAAUACUAUGUUAAAUGGAAACGCUUGUUUUAUGAGUGCUGUACAUGGGAAGCCGCAGAGCUGGUCAGCCACAUCGCCCAGCAAGAAAUUGAUCGUUACCUUGAUCGCUGUUCCCGUCCUCCACUUUCAAACAGACUGGAAUCAAACCAAUCGACUCGAUCUGUCUUUGAACCUAUCCAUGGCACUCCGGACUUUAUCUGUAACGGCCAAUUAAAAGAUUUUCAAGUGAAAGGGGUUAAUUUUAUGGCAUAUAACUGGGUUCGCGGGCGGAAUGUCGUCCUUGCCGAUGAAAUGGGUUUGGGCAAAACUGUACAGACCGUCACAUUUAUCAACUGGCUCCGCCAUGUGAGAAAUCAACAAGGACCGUUCAUUGUGGUGGUUCCUCUAUCAACAAUGCCUUCGUGGGCCGAAACUUUCGAUUACUGGACGCCGGACCUAAAUUAUGUCGUUUACAGUGGAAAUGAGACUUCACGUAAUAUUAUCAAGGAGUAUGAGCUUCUCGUCGAUGGAAACAUCAAGCGCCCUAGAUUUCAUGUUCUCCUAACAACAUACGAAUACGUAUUGGUCGAUGCCUCUUUCCUAAGUCAAAUUAAAUGGCAAUUUCUCGCCGUUGAUGAAGCCCACCGUCUCAAGAAUCGGGAUUCCCAGCUGUAUGCGAAACUGAACGAAUUCAGAUCACCAAGUCGGCUUCUAAUUACUGGCACUCCCGUCCAAAAUAACCUUGGAGAGCUUUCCGCCCUGAUGGACUUCCUAAAUCCGGGAGUGAUUGACAUUGAUGAUGACAUGGAUUUGAGCUCAGAGCUUGCAAGCUAUAAGCUAGCGGAGCUAACGAAGGCCAUUCAGCCAUAUAUGCUUCGUCGUACCAAAUCCAAGGUUGAGAGCGACUUGCCGCCAAAAUCGGAAAAAAUAAUACGAGUAGAGCUGUCAGAUGUACAGUUAGAAUAUUAUAAAAAUAUUCUGACUAAAAACUAUGCUGCUCUUAAUCAGGGUACUAAAGGCCAGAAGCAGUCUCUGCUCAACAUCAUGAUGGAGUUAAAAAAAGCAAGCAAUCACCCUUUCAUGUUUGCGAGUGCAGAGGAGCGAAUCCUACAAGGCAGCACUCGACGUGAGGAUGCCCUUAGGGCUCUCAUCACCAGCAGCGGUAAAAUGAUGCUACUUGAUCAGUUGCUUGCAAAGCUAAAGAACGACGGCCACCGAGUCCUUAUAUUCAGUCAAAUGGUUCGGAUGCUUGACAUACUUGCCGACUAUAUGGACGCCCGUGGGUUCACAUAUCAACGAUUAGAUGGUACCAUUGCAGCUGGCCCUCGUCGAUUGUCCAUCGAGCACUUUAAUGCUCCUGAUAGCACCGACUUUGCCUUCCUUCUCUCGACUCGCGCUGGAGGUCUCGGCAUCAAUUUAAUGACAGCGGAUACUGUGAUUUUAUUCGAUUCUGAUUGGAAUCCCCAGGCUGACCUACAGGCGAUGGCCCGAGCGCACCGUAUUGGACAGACAAAGCCGGUAAGUGUCUAUCGACUAGUGUCGAAAGACACAGUUGAGGAAGAAGUUAUCGAAAGAGCAAGAAACAAGCUGCUUCUUGAGUUUAUCACAAUUCAGCGAGGUGUGACCGAUAAGGAGGCGACCGAGCUGAAGGAUAAGAUGGUCCGCGCCGGCCAUCAUGUCAACGAACCUACUUCCUCAGAUGACAUCUCCAGAAUUUUAAAAAGGCGAGGCCAACGAAUGUUUGAGCAAUCCGGAAAUCAGAAAAAACUUGAAGAACUUGACAUCGAUGCAGUUCUUGCCAAUGCCGAAGAACACAAAACGGAGCAAGCGGAAGGCAUGGAAGCUGACGGUGGUGAAGAAUUCUUAAAGGCCUUUGAGUUUGUUGACGUCAAGGUUGACGAUCUUACCUGGGAGGAGAUCAUACCAAAGGAUGAACUCGAAAAAAUCAAGGCUGAGGAGCAAAAAGAACUCGAGGACAAAUAUCUCGCCGAAGAGAUUGAGCGAAGCAAGCCAAGGAAACGAAAGGUCCUUAUGGACGAGCGCGAGGAAAGACAAGCGAAACGCCGAGCCCGUCAACAAGUUCAUGUCGAUGCUGGCGACGAUUCUGAUAUACUGGCUCCACCAGACCCGAACCGACCUCUUAAUGAGAAGGAGAUUCGUAACCUCGUUCGUGCAUAUCUUCGAUAUGGCGACUUUAACGACCGGGAGGAAGAUAUCCUUAGGGAAGCAAAACUCCUGGACAGGAAUUUGACGCUUGUGAAAACAGUUCUGACACAAAUUAUUCAAUCUGCCACAGAACAUGUUCAGAUAGCAAAUGAAGAAUUACGUGCACUGGAGCGAGAAGGCAAGACUUUCACAAAAAAGGAGCGGAAAGCUGUUCUCUUUAAUUAUAAUGGUGUUAAGCGGCUGAACGCUGAAACAAUCGUUGAACGGCCUAUCGAGAUGCGACUUCUUAAACAAGCCACAUCAGGUAUCAGUGACCCAAAGAGUUUUCGACUUCCGGAGGCGACAAAAGCUGCGGACUAUUCUUGCACUUGGGGGGCGCGAGAAGAUGGAAUGCUAUGCAUUGGUAUUGCUCGGCAUGGAUAUGGAGCUUGGACGCAAAUUCGAGACGACGCCGACUUGGGACUUGCUGAUAAAUUUUUCUUGGAGGAGCACCGAGCUGAUCGCAAGAAUGAAUUAAGCCGAAAUGGCGAAGGCAUGAAAUCUCCAGGUGCGGUUCAUUUAGUACGCCGUGCCGACUAUUUGCUGUCUGUCCUGAGAGAAAAAUCGAGCAACGGCAACAAUGCUGCCACGAAGAAAGCGGUUGAAAAUCACCAACGGCUUAAUAAAAAGCAUACUUUUUCACGACACCAGACCAGCGGCAGUGUCUCGGCCUCUCCUGCCCCAUCGGCACACCGCAAGCGCAGAGAAUCAGAUUCUCUUAGACACCGUGUUCAUGCUCGUGGCGGCCGUGGUAGUGAUCGACAGCAUACGCCAGCUACCGCUGAACCUCGAAAGCUCUCAUCUGAAGUCGACAAAAGUCGCCAUAGACAUAGUAAUAGUGACGCUCAUUCUCGCCGUCGAAGUUAUGACCAAGUCAACUCUAUCCCUGAUAAAGAAAAUACUCUUAAGUUGGUAUUUAAGCCCAUUCGAGACAACCUAAGGCAGAUUUCACAGUGCAAUAAAGAAAGUAUCCCAGACAAAGUCCAACGGGCUAAAGAGCUUCGUCGCCUUUUAUCCUCAGUUGGCGGCUUCAUCCAUAAAACUCUUGAAGGUGAAGAAGAAACCCGUGAACUCCUUGAAACACGUUUAUGGGAUCACGUCGCACAUUACUGGCCCAAUAAAGGCACUCCCGGAAGCGCUCUUCUCGACAUUUACAAACGGAUGGUUCACUCAGACAAGACUGCACAAUCCAAAUCUACGUCCUAA
This is a messenger RNA of Ophidiomyces ophidiicola, 4581 nucleotides long. It is a transcript of the gene hrp3, whose product is annotated as ATP-dependent DNA helicase Hrp3. Lineage: Eukaryota; Fungi; Ascomycota; Eurotiomycetes; Onygenales; Onygenaceae. Gene Ontology annotation, molecular function: chromatin binding; DNA binding; ATP binding. The transcript has 3 exons. Bases 1 to 4581 code for a protein of 1526 amino acids. The record is from RefSeq and is a predicted model, not a curated record. Gene Ontology annotation, biological process: nucleosome organization; regulation of transcription by RNA polymerase II. Gene Ontology annotation, cellular component: chromatin; nucleus.